Messenger RNA from Bactrocera tryoni, 1464 nucleotides. RefSeq lists its product as uncharacterized. The transcript has 5 exons. The record is from RefSeq and is a predicted model, not a curated record. Lineage: Eukaryota; Metazoa; Arthropoda; Insecta; Diptera; Tephritidae. The coding region runs from base 167 to 1264 and encodes 365 amino acids.
CAUAAUCGUUUCUCUGAAGUACUGUCUUAAUGUUUUGGUGUCUCAAUUAAUUUAGAAUAAAAUUGUGUUCCUAAAAAGGCAAACAAAAAAAUCAAAGAAGAAUCAUCUCUGGAUAAUAUAAAAAUAACAAUAAAAGCUGACUUCAUAAGUUCUCUUAAAAUUAAAAAUGGGACGAAAGAGUAAGGCAAGGUCAAAAGGCAAACAAAUCAUGUCUGUCAGGGAAAGACAAAUUAUCGAAAGGUCAAGGCUACUUAUAAAAGGCCAUAUUUCAGAAUUCGUUGUUAGACACGAGGCGCUGGAUGGCCCGUCAACAAGUCGCGCUAGUCGAAAACCUAAUCCUACUGGGAUGGGAUUGUUUUAUCUAGACCUUAAAGACGCAUUCGCAGACGCCUUUUAUAGCAACAACACAGUGAAUGUCCCGAAGUUAGGGAGUAUUUUCAAGGCGGAAAAUUUUGAGGUAAACGUAGAACCCAUUCCGAAAAUUGGUAACAACACCAAAACUGAUAUAGAAGAUACGCUAAUUAUUUUGAAAGUCUGCCAACUGCGUGCAAUAAUUGUAAAAAUAGAAGAAGAAAAAAAAAUUGGAUUAGCCGGAAAUGCUGUAAGCCCACACACACGAGCUAAGCUUUCAAAAAUAGAUUAUAUACAGGAAGGCAUCCAAAGAGACAUCCGUACAAUGAGAGCGCAACUCAGGAGUAUUCGCCAAACAGACAUUGAACAGCUAAGUGGCAGCGAAAAGAAUUCGGACUGCUUCGUAAUUGUUGAUGAACAUGGUGAAAAAAUAUCUGAAGAAGGAGCUGCUGUGAAAGUCAGGGAGCCUAACGAAAUGCACGAACUAAUUAAAAGAGAGUUUAGAGCAGCUUUUUAUGAGAACAUGGCUGCCCAUCUGGAGGGUGUUUACCCAUGGCAAGGCGUGGAUGCGAAAAUGGUAAAUUGUUCGUCGCAACAACGUGUAGUUGAGGACCAUGCUGAUAUAUUGGCGAGAGCUAUAAAAGUUAUAGAGUCGCGUAUAUUGGACUGUGACAAAAGCAAAACGAUCAACUUGGAAAAUGAAGAGGAAAAUUAUUAUCCAGAAUUGGAUGGUCUUUACCCGACUCCCUCUAGUAGAUGCGGGAAUAUAGAAGAUUUGGACGAAAGCUUUUCUUUAGACUCUCCAACUGCUUUAAAAGAUAGUUGCAUUAUCAUAAAUUCAGACGGUGAAGAGAUGUGCAAACAGGAAUUUGAGAAAUUCUUUACAAGUGAAUCUCAUCAUAGGCCAAACUGAGCGUGCAAUUUGUUGUUGCCAUACACCAUGUGAAGUCAACAUAAAAUACCGAUUAAUUUAACUAUUAACAAUGCUGUUUAAAAAAUUAUGAAUGACACAAAUGUGAAAAUUAUAUUUAAAUGUCCUUUGCCUCAAAAUAGAAAAUACGAUAUUACCAAUUUUUAAAUAAACGGGGAAUUUAUGACUGAUUUUAAAGAUAA